Messenger RNA from Stegodyphus dumicola, 3865 nucleotides. RefSeq lists its product as uncharacterized. NCBI's taxonomy places the organism in Eukaryota, Metazoa, Arthropoda, Arachnida, Araneae, Eresidae. Gene Ontology annotation, molecular function: RNA polymerase II transcription regulatory region sequence-specific DNA binding; DNA-binding transcription factor activity, RNA polymerase II-specific. Gene Ontology annotation, biological process: regulation of transcription by RNA polymerase II. The record is from RefSeq and is a predicted model, not a curated record.
UGCUCUUACAUGCUUGCAUGAUUUUUAUCGGACAUGUGGUCUUUGUCGUAUGUCAGCUAGAGAGUCUCGCCGAAGAGUCCGCAGACUCCUUUUGAUGUGCCUUGCGAUUUCUAGAGGCGCACUUUGCCUUUUUCAGGGCUAGGAGAAAAUCAACAAAUUUGCUCGAAUAAAUCAACAAGUGCUGAGAUGUCUUAUUUGAGUUGCAACUAUCAGACUCCUCCUGUAAGCUGUAAAACCGAUUCCCCGUCCAGCUCACUUGUGCUCCACGUUGUCCGUUCUCGGGGGCCCAAUCCAGUCCACGGAAGGUGGCAUCACGACGGAACUAACCGACCGCCAUUCCAACACCACCAAUAAUACUAUGGGCAUAUCAGACAAGAUCGAACGCCAGGAGUGCAUUAGCGAGGCUGCCCGUACCCUCAACCUCAUGGAUGCCCAUCAGAAGGAUCAGCAGCAACAACACCUUAAUCCUCUCCAUCAUCAUCACAAAUUGUCUGUUAUGCGACUUGUGGGAGACAAAUCGCCGCGGCCUGCCUCAAGCCCUGAGCAAGUAAAAGCUCGCCAGCAAGAGGCAGUUGCUGAAGAUUUGUCCGUAACAGCGGCAGUAGAUGAAGUGGACAGUGGGGAUGAAAAUAUCAGUGUUGCUGAUGAGGAUGUUGACAACAACAAAUGUUCUGCUUCUGCUGAGUCCAUGAUGGAGGGAGAUGAUUUUCCGAAGAGAAAACAAAGACGUUACAGGACGACAUUUACUAGCUAUCAACUCGAAGAGCUGGAAAAAGCUUUCGCAAGAACGCAUUACCCAGAUGUGUUUACUAGGGAAGAACUGGCAAUGAGGGUCGAUCUCACGGAAGCAAGAGUUCAGGUAUGGUUUCAAAAUAGAAGAGCGAAGUGGAGAAAGCAAGAAAAAGCAGCUGGUGGUCAAUCCCAAAGUCAAGGGUACAACCCAUAUUCCGCUACUACUGCACUACCAUCCGUACCAGCUUCAACACCAGGUUCAGCAAAACCUUUCAGUGCUCUUGGUUACUCACGUUCUUAUGAUCUGGGUCUAUUAAAUGCUGCUGCAGCCGCCCAUCAUCAUCAUCAUCACCAGUUUCCACCUCCUUAUUUACCACCUCCUGGGCUGUCUCUGUUUCGACCAGCUCCAAGUUUUUUAUCUCCAGCUAGUUACACUCUCCGUGAUCUGCCGUAUUCCAGUUUGUUUCCAGCAGCAGCUUUAUCGUCCCCAUAUUCGGUAGCUGGGUCAUUCCCUCCAACAUCAUUUCAGAGCUUAUUGGUCAAUCUGUCUGCUCAGAACAGACCAAAGCUGACUACUCCUCCCGAUUUGAGCCCUGUUGCUACUGAACCUUAUCCCAGUUUGUUGACUGCUGCGGGUGCAGCAAGUACUCAUUCGACUCCCGCUGCCGUAACUCAACCAUCGCCUGCAAUUUCACCGCCAACUGUUCCUCCUAGACCAUCUACGGGCUCCCCAGUCUCACCGCCUGCAACAGGCCCUGUAGAUCUCGAUCGAAGGAGCUCAAGUAUUGCUGCACUAAGACUGAAAGCUCGCGAACAUGAAGUAAGAAUGGAAUUGCUGAGAAAAGCUAAUGGAGAAGUGAGCUGAGUUAUAUAUGUAAGAAGAAAGGCAUUGAUUCUGCUCUCCGCAGGGUAUAAUACAGAUGAAUUCGAGCUGAAGCACAUCUUUUGAUGCACUGCAACUCCAAAGAUUAUACUAGUGAAAUAAAAACUCAAAUCUCCUCGGAGAUGAGACAGAACUUAUCUCGAUUCCCUGCUGAAUUCGAACAGACUUCAUAAAGUUCUAAGCCGUCCUUUUGAAUAGUUUUUAAAUAAGGACAGGAAUAUUUAACACAGAACUGACUGUCAUAAAUACACGCGCUUACUUCUAAGCUUAUAUCGACUUUUGAAGUCUUUCAACAUUUACAUUACUUCAACAAUUGUAAGAUUUCCUUUUUGUAUUGACAUUGCCUUAUACUGUUUUCAGACGUAUUGUCUUUAAGAUACAAUGAUAAGAUCAUGGUUUCCCGGUAUUUAUGUGUAUAGCAGAUGAUAUUCUAGCGUUUUACUUAGUACGACCUUAAACAAAUUACUGAGUAUUAGGAAGUCAAUUUGAAUUUAAAAGAUUUUCAACUCCCUACAUCAAAUAUGCAUAUGUUAUGCAAGAUUAUUCUCAUGCAUUUUUUUUUUAUUCUCUAUGUACUUUUCUAAAUAUGAAAGUACGACAAAAAUCUAUUUGAAUUAGCAUUUGGUGAUAACUUUUAUUUUUUCAUGCAGAGGGUACGUAUUUAAUAAAAAGUUGCCUAACGGAAAACAUAUUUUUAUUUCACGAUUAAACUGUUCAAUUACAAAAGCUAUAUUAAAUGAGACUAUAUGAGCAUAGACUUAAUAUCACGGCUACAGAUAAUGUUGUCUUUCACAACUCCUAGGUUUACUUUCAAAUACCUAUUUCAAAAUACGUUGCUAUUUUAAUGAAUAUGUAUAUAAAAGAUUCAAAGAUGCAUUUCAUUAUUAUUUUAGUUACGAAUCUUAAUCGUAGUUUAAUGAUUCUAAAAUGUAAAAUAAAGUGAAGCGCUUGCUUGAUGUUUAUUCGACUUUUUACAUAACAUCAAGGGAAUGCCGAUAUUUAUCAGUUAAAGUUAAAGAAUUACGACAUCUUUCUUUUGUCAAUUUUUGUUAAAUAAAUGUAUGAAAUUUAUAUGUUAACAUAGAAAAUGUAGAACUAAAUAACAUUUAACAUGCAUUUGGAGCAAAAAUGCAGGACUCGGAAUAGUAUUCAUAAUAAAGUUCUACUUAAAAUUAAUUUAGUUCAACGAAAAAUGUCACUAAAUCAAUCGCAGCAUACAAUUAGAUAUUAAAAGCUCUCAUAGUUCAACAACAUAAUUUUUAACACGUAUAAUUACUUGUUAUGGAUAAAUGAAACAUGAAAAUUAUGAUAUUUAUAUAUUUUUUCCUAGAAAAAGCUUAAUUCAAGGAAGAUUAUGACUUGAAGGAUGAAUUUAUUUUUCAUUGUGAAUUUAAAAUGUAGCCUGUUAGUUCAUAUAUUUUUAUUUUUCCUCAGCAUAAUUAUUAUUGAAAUAGAUAUUGAAUGCAAGCGAUUUCACUCAUUACUAACCAAUUGAUAUAUUAGAAAUUCAAAUUAGAUUUUUGAUUACACAUACUUUCUAAAAUUAUUGCGCAACUUAAAAGGUAUGUCAGUUAAUUGCGAAAAUAAAAAAAAAUUAAAAUUAUCUUAUGUUUAAUCUUCGGAAAUUAUACUUAAAAAAGUAGAAUGAAUUGAUUUGCUUCAAUUAAAUGUUCUGUUUGUGUUUUUGAAACAUGUGUUUUUAUCAAGUUGAUUAAUGUCCUUUUGAUGAGAUCUUACUGUGAUCGUUCAUGUGCAGUUAUGAAGUUCACAUGCAGCAUAGUGCAUAUAUAUGUAUAUCCGUCCAGAAGUAAAAGUAUAUAGUUAUCACAUUUUUGAUUUUAACAUCCGUCCAAACCUGUUCCUUAUACAAAUGUCAUUAUGACAUUGAAUUAUGAUAUGAAUAUUUAUAGAACAACUUUACUCAAAGUAUAUUGUAUGAUGGAUAGUAUAUAAUAAACGUUUGUUGCAGUACUUAAUAUCUUUUCUACACAUUUAUAAAAUAAAUUGAAAAGCUGCUUAAAAUUAAAACUAUAUAUUAUAAAACUUUGGCCCUCUAACUGUAAAAAAAAUUCUCCUUUUAUAUAAGAAUGUUCAGUUACUAAAGUAACUUCAGUUACUAAAAUUUUAAGUAUCAAGAUAAAAACUUUGUAAACAUAUUAAUUUAUGCUUCAAAGGAAGCUUUUAAAGAGGUUUGUUUAGAAAAUGAAUAUAUAAUUAGUGAUCUGAUAUUAAAAUGUUAUUUUGAAUCAA